Molecule: messenger RNA, 2013 nt
Organism: Klebsormidium nitens
Lineage: Eukaryota; Viridiplantae; Streptophyta; Klebsormidiophyceae; Klebsormidiales; Klebsormidiaceae
Source: the annotation of a GenBank genome assembly
UGCUGCCCUGCAGUAGUCCUAGUGCGAACGGCAUUGGCACAGCUGCCAGCAGCUGGUGAGCUGCGUCUUCUUGGCACUUGCAGACUGUUGGCAGCGCGUCUGCACGUCACCAGCUUUGAACAGGUUGAUGAGCUUUACCUAGUUGCAGGUUUAGCUUUUCAGCAGAUUUCACACGUUGCCGUGGCCACCAGGACGACCUGCAUUUACAGAGCUUUGUUGCGGGAGAUCUAAGCGCAUCAGGUUCAAUCUUUGAUCAGUCAGUCAAGGAAGCACUUUCACCAACAGUGCAUUUCUUGUAGCAGAGGCGUCAGCUGACUCCGGGCUGACAUCAUGAAUCCCGGUUGGGGGGACAAGCUGGCACUAUGCUUAGGUGGUCUCUGCUCCCCUUGUGGUGGUUGCCUGGGGACACCGGCCGUGCGCAUGUACGGAAAGUACUUGAAAAAGCAGUUCAACAAAGCUGGCUUGGUGGAAGAGCAGGUUGACAUCGACGGUGGCGAAACGUCGAUGCACAUGUGGGUCCCAAAGAAGUUUGCGGACGCAAGGAAAGGGGGCAGAACAAUCGAGCAACAAAAGCAGCCGCCGGUCGUGUUGCUUCAUGCUUUCGGGCCGGGGGCAAUAUGGCACUGGAAUGCACAGGUCAAAGAUUUUUGCAAGCGGCUCGACGUGUUCAUUCCCGACCUCCCGUUCUUUGGCGAGAGCACUAGCCGCAGCAAUCAGCGGUCCGAGACUUGGGAAGCGGAGUGCGUCAAAAAGGCGUUGGACCAGUACGGGGUGACCACGUUUGACGCCGUGGGCAUCUCGUAUGGGGGCUUCGUGGGCUAUCGGCUCGCGCAGCUGUACCCAAACAAUCUUCGGAAGGUGUGUUUGACGGACUCUCCCGGCGUUGUGGUGACUAAGGAGGAGUGGCAAAACGUGCUCAAAGACCUGGGGCUCAAGGACAUGCUAGAAACGCUUCUUCCCGACAACCGGAAGGACAUGCGCGCGGGCAUCGGGCUGACGUUCCACAAGCCGCCGCCCGUUCCCGGGUGCAUUCUAGACGGCGCAUUGAAGGUGAUGUUUGGGGACGGUCUCGACGAGCGGCGGGAGCUGGUGGAGCAUUUGAUGCGGUUCCUGGACAACCCGGAGAGCCCUCUCGGUCGGUACCGCCAGGAGUGCCUGCUCGUCUGGGGCGAGUUCGACCGCGUGUUCCCGCUGCCGCUCGGCCAGAAACUAAAAGCGUUUCUGGGCCCGAGCGCGGAACUCGUGGUCAUCAAGAAAGGCGGCCAUCAGCCGAGCGUCGAGAUGCCAAAGGAGUACAACAAGAUCGUGCUGGACUGGCUGACCGCCGAACCCAAGGUUAUGACCGAAGCCACCGGCAAACCCGUGGUCGAGGCCGAUGGUUACACGCGUAACCCGGGGUCAUCGGAUUCCGCAGCAGAGACGGGCGAGGCGAUCGCAGCGGAAAAGUUGGACGGUAACCGGGGUGGAUUAGCGGAGCAUAUGGAAACGAGUUUGGGGGAGGCGCGGGCCCCUGCGGGGGACGUGGAGCUCGCGCGUCAGACGCUGACGUCAUGAGGGGGCUCGGGGGCCACGUGAGACAUCUGCAAAUUCAAUGGCUGACACGGGGGGAGUAAUGACGCAAGUGCGCUAAUCAGGUUCUAGAUGGUGAUGGGUUCACAACCCGUCGUUUAGAUUAUGUUGUCAAGGGGUUGAGUCCGGUUGGUAGUCAAACAGGUCCCGAGGAUCUUUUGCUAGUCCCCCCAAGACAGGCCACCCGUUAUUGUCGUGUACGAUGGUGUAUAGAAAGAAAACACUUGCGCAGCAUUGCGAAGAAUCAAGGGCAUUUAUAAUAGAUAAGUAUUGCAGGCUGCGAGUUUUUGCCCGGUAUUACAAACGAGUAACUUCGUUUAAACCUGCAAAGUUACUCAAGCCGGGAACCUCCAAGUCGGGUGCUGUCGACAAGACUUCAUAAUCUGCAUAGAUCCUGUAUAGUAAGUUUCUCGGCUGCGUCAAACCUGCAAAGUUACUCAAGCC